Molecule: messenger RNA, 882 nt
Organism: Lobosporangium transversale
Lineage: Eukaryota; Fungi; Mortierellomycota; Mortierellomycetes; Mortierellales; Mortierellaceae
Exons: 2
Coding region: 1-882 (293 amino acids)
Source: RefSeq, a predicted model, not a curated record
AUGAAGCUUCUCACUGCCAUCACCUUGGUUACUCUUGGCGCCAGUGCCAUCUUCUCAACCUCAGAGGCUGCUCUCUCUGCUGGUUGCGAUGCUUUCCUCAGAGAUAUUGGCACCCCCACCAACCCAUUGUUCAAGUGCCGAGUCUACUCUGCCUUGGGUUUCCCUGCAUUGACUAGUCCUCAUGAUCAUGAUACUCCCAAGCUUCAAAAGGCUUUGGAUGACUACUGUGCCACCCCUGCUUGCACACCUGAACAGUAUGCUGGUGUUUACAAGGAUUUCCAGACCCAUUGCGCUGCUGACAUGGUUGCAGAUAACCAGGACACUCUUGGUGUCACCAUGUAUUUCUGGUAUGUGUCUCCUGCCCAACGUGAGGCCGUUUGUCUCCAGGAACCAAGCACAAAGAAGACUUGUGUGAUCGAAACAAUCGAUGCCAUGAUUGCCCGUAAACAACUCCCUGAUGAUAACCCGAACCAAGAUGAUUUGUACGGUUACUUGCAAUAUGUGACCCCCAUGAUCUCACCCAAGGGUACGGAUGCAAAGUCCCUCUGCACACCCUGCAAUCAAGAGGUGGCCAACAUCUUCUCAAAACACUACACCAAGAGCCCUUCUCCCUAUAACCUCAACUUUAGACAGACACUCGACAGUGCCAAAUUGAACACUGACCUGCAAUACCAAUACAAGGCCAACUGCAAGGUCACCCUUGGUGGAGAUAUCGAUGCAUUCAAGACCGGUUCUAAGGAUUCGAAGGAUUCCAAAGAUUCCAAGGACAAUACCAAGGAUGAUACCAAGGAUAACAAGGACAGCUCUGCCAACAGCCUUGUGAACUUUUCGUUGGGUGGCGUUGCCGCUACUGCCAUGGCUGUUGCAGUUGCCAUGUUGUAA